UAGCGGCAAUUUUCUGAUAAAAAUACUUCGUGAAUGUGGCGUGUGUUGUUUGGAUUAUUGAGAGUCGUAAAUAAAAAAGCAAUCAAUGCUUUAUUAAUAUUGGUUAUAAGUAUACUACUCAUGUCUUUAGACAACACUCUUGUAAAGAACAAUCAGUGAAAACCAAUAACUUCAUGGGAGACGUGGUCUAAAUUUGGUAUUUUGUCAUAUGUUGCACGCCUGCCUUGGGGUCUCUGAAGAGGACAAAAAAAAUAAUCAGUAAUUCCGAUGCUAAAUUGAUAAUGCCAAAUAGACACAAUCAGUCUCCUGGCACGUUACAGCGCUUAUUAGCGACAAUGCGAAGUCUUUAUGUGUGAACGUGUAUUUCGCGUGAGCUAAAUUCAUGAUGGUUAUUAGAGUGGACACUGAAUAAUAGUGAGGAUGAGUCACAACUUGGCUGGGAUGCCCGGCGCCUACAGGCUGCCCGGGCCGGGCCUAGGCCCGCCGGACUUCAAGCCGCCCAUGGAAACACCUACGCCUUCUGCGCCAGCACCAAGCAAUCCAAAGAAGAGAAGAAAAACAUCAAAUGCUAACAAUGCCCAUGCACCGCAACCCCCACCCACCGCUCAGGACCUGCUGCCUCCUCCAUUAACAGGAUAUGGAGACACCAUUGUCGCAUCCAAUCCUUUUGAUGACUCUCCAUCUACAAUUUCACACAAUGGCCCUAUGAUGAGCCAGAAUGGCCCGAUGAUGAGUCAAAACGGCCCUAUGGGAAUGAUGGGACCAAUGCACAGUAUGGGUGGACCCCCAAUGAGGCACAUGAGCCCUUUACCCCACAGUAUGAGCCCAAUGAAUCAGCAAAUGCCACCUCGGGGUAUCAGUCCUAUGGGCAACAUGAGUCCGAUGGGCCAUAUGGGUGGAAUGUCACCAAUGGGAGGCCCAAAUAUGGGAAUGAGCAAUCACAGUAUGGGCCCAGGCAUGGGACCAGCGUCAAGGUCAAUGGGCAGUCCCAUGAGCCCUAUGAAUUCUAUGCCAAUGGGAUCACCAAUGUCUUCCGGGCCAAUGGGAAGCCCUAUGAAUAUGGGGUCAAUGGCAGGCAGCCAUAUGAGCAACAGUCCGAUGGGGCCACCCAUGCAUAGUCCUCUAGGAGCAGGUUCCAUGAAUGGGCCAAUGAAUGGCCCUAUGGGUGGAGGAGGCCCAGGUAUGAAUGUGCCUCGAAUGAAUGGCCCUAUGGGUCCCAGUUGUUCUAAUGGUUCUAUGGGCCCAAGCAGUUCAAUAAUGUCUUCAAACCCAAUGCAAGGCGGUGGAAUGGGACCAGGUCACUGUGGUCCGAUAAGACAUGGAAGUCCAAUGGGCUCUGGCAUGGGAGGAGGUCCUAUGGGAGGAAAUGGUCCAAUGUCAUCAAUGGGCCCGGGUCCGCCAUACUCAAGCAGCCACAUGGGGCAUGGAGGCCCCAUGGGAAUGGGAGGCAGUGGUAAUAUGGGGAUGGGUCCGGGCCCUGGUAAUAUGGGGAAUUGUGGACCUCUGGCAGGCAUGAGUGGCAUGGCAAUGGGCGGGCCCGGAGGGCAAGGAGUGGGCCCGAUGGGACAAGGAAUGGGCAUGUUUGGGCCAAAGCCAAUGCCUGUUAGUGCUGGGAAAGUAUAUCCCCCAGAUCAACCAAUGGUGUUUAAUCCACAGAACCCAAAUGCUCCUCCCAUAUACCCUUGUGGAGUAUGUCACAAAGAAGUACAUGAUAAUGACCAAGCAAUUCUCUGUGAAUCUGGAUGCAACUUCUGGUUCCACAGGGGCUGCACAGGCCUAACGGAGCCGGCUUUCCAGCUGCUCACAGCGGAAGUGUAUGCCGAGUGGGUCUGUGACAAGUGCCUGCACUCCAAGAACAUCCCGCUGGUCAAGUUUAAGCCCUAGCGCGAGGCGCGCGCCGCAUCACAAGUAUUUAUUCCACUAAAUGGACUCUGUGAUUCACUCUCUUAAUUUAUUCACGCAUGGAAGUUAAGCCCUGUCUCCAUAUCGAUCUGAUGGCUCGCGAGCCAACCCGGUAUCCAUUGCGCGCGGCUGCCUCGCGAGCCAAUGUUCGAUAGUUUGCCGCGCAAUAUGGAGACAGGGCUUUACGGUUACAUGGAAGCGAUACUUAAGAUUCACCAAACCUAUUUGCGCUCCAUUUGGCACUUAUGUUGGAGCCUUGGUUGUGACAGACCUGCAAAUAAUGUUGCCCUAAUAAAGUUUUCUGAGCCUAUGUUGAGUUUUGUCCGAAUCAUCUAAAUGUAACAACUCAAUAUACAUUGAUUGCCAUCAAAAGACCAGGCUAAUUCUCAUAGAACCUCAUGGAGCGAUUAUCAAACUGAUUGGUGGAUUGUUUCUAGGAGUCGCUUUCAUGUCGCACAAGUAAAUGUCUGCCUCUGUGUUGACUGUAGUCUGUUUAAGAUCGAUCUCGAGUAUAGUAAGUAGUAAAUCUACCCAUUGUAGACACCCAUUAUUGGCACGCGUUGUUUACAAUUCUGAAAAUGGUGCUACAGGUGUCAAACGAUAGGUGAUUUACCUUAAUUGAAUGGAAGAUGCGUGCAUUUUAUCGGAAUGGAAGGUUACUUCUCGUGCUAUAGUAAUUGAGUGUGAAUGACGAACAUGCAGACGAUCCUACUAUGUCUAGUCUGUUUAAUGUCAUUAAGACUAGUUUUAAUCUAAUGGUAAGAUGUGAAGACGAAUGGAAGGCCGCUGGAAUGAUCGCAUUAGGCAUAUCCAAUAAAGCAAUUGAAUGUUAAUCGGAAUCGCAGUUUUGGCAGCACAAUUUAGGUAGAGGAAUUUUUAAUUUGUUUUCUACGCCGUGUUUGUGUUGCUUGAGUCUAUGUGUAUAUUGUAAAUAUGUUUUAUUAAUAAUGAUUAUAAUGAAUUAAUGUAAUUACAUUUCCGCCUUCAAGAUUUUGUGAGCUAUAGGUGUACAAGCGUAUAUUGAAUAUGGUACACAUUAACUAUAGUCACGGCGGCGCGAGUUGGCCUCCAUUUGCGAUUAAAUAGUCGCACGACUGCCGGCGACAGUCGCGAUUGUCGCAAGCGCCCAUUGUACAUUUUGCUAUUAUAGUCAAUAAGUAAUAAUGAAUUAAUAAAGCCGUUGUACUUACUA
Messenger RNA from Cydia splendana, 3094 nucleotides. RefSeq names its product protein pygopus (gene pygo). The record is from RefSeq and is a predicted model, not a curated record. The transcript has 3 exons. Bases 421 to 1884 code for a protein of 487 amino acids. NCBI's taxonomy places the organism in Eukaryota, Metazoa, Arthropoda, Insecta, Lepidoptera, Tortricidae.